Messenger RNA from Symbiodinium sp. CCMP2456, 3930 nucleotides. The record is from the annotation of a GenBank genome assembly. Lineage: Eukaryota; Dinophyceae; Suessiales; Symbiodiniaceae.
AUGGACGUCGACGGUGUCUUCCUCGGUGGCUUCCAUAUCGAUGCCCAGACCUUCGAGGCCCUUUUCGGGAUGGUCGUGGUUAUGGUGAUGCUUCGGCUUGAGCUUUUCAGGCGGGCAGUCAAUGGACGUCCAGGUGAUGCAGCUCCGUCAGCCGACAAGUACAAGAAACUUCUGCGGGAGUGUGCGCCAGAGGCAAUUGGCACCCUCGCAUGCAUCCUGCUGGUAGUUGCCUUGCGAUCCCGUGGCGACACCAUUGGCGAGUCCAUGGAUGAGCGCUCGCGCGAGGCCUGGGAGGCCAUCAAGGCCCAGUGGCCUGUGCUGAUGACGGCAGACACGCUGCUGGCCCUGCAGGUGAUGUUGCGGCUGAUCGUUGUUCUCUCUGCUGUUUUGCGAUCAGGAAGCGGCACGGCUUCGCCUUUGUUGGAUGAAUGUGCCGUGUUGUGGUUCGGAGGAGCUGCUGCAAGAUCAGUAGUUUUGAUGCAUAGCAAGGCUUACUGGCUGGAAGGACCCGUUGGUGGCCUGAUUCCCACCAUCUCGGAGGUUCUGCUGGCACCGUUGUUGUUUGUACUGGGCAAGCGAGCCCUGCGUCGAUCGACCUUGACGAUGUUGCUGGUUGUGGUGUUGGUGGGUUUCUUCGCGCAGAGAAACAACAUCCAUUUGGCGGAAGAACAGGAAGCCAAUCUGCUCUUCACUGCCGCGCACUGCUUCGAGCUCCUAUCAGCUGUGCUCUACCUUGGUCGAACGUUGCUGUCCGACAGUGACAGCCCCGAUUUACAAUUCUCUUUGACGUUUACGCAUCUUGUAAUGGUGGUGCAACAGAGUCUGGCCGUGUAUUUCUGGCUGCAGGCUUUCGAGCCGGACACCGUGAGUGGGACGGGGCUCGGAAUUGCUGCUAUUCAGCUAAGCUGUCUAGGUUCGCAGAUGAAGCACAUCAACCAAUUCAUGCACACUUAUGCAGAAUUUCUGCCUGAAGCCGCGGAGGAGUUUGGUACUUACGCAGAGGGGUGUGCAGGGCGCGCGGCGAAGUUCCUGGAGUCAUGGAGUGGUGAGAUGUUCACUAGCACGUGGAUGUUGACCUCUGAUGCAGCAUUUGUCCUCCGCAUCCCUGCAGCAAGCAGCACCUCAGUGUCCAGAGUCAGUGUCUCAGUUAACACUCUCAAAAGAAUGGCUUCCUCGCCGAUACCGCCUUUCGACCUUGACGCAGAGCCGCUUGUGACCGGCUCGGUCGAGAUCUCUAACGAUCGGCUGAUUCAAGGCUUCUCCUGGCUGGUAGCUACAGUGAAGGAACAGAACCGUGUAAUGGAUGCGCUGAGUAGCCAGAUCGACGGCUUGAAGGUUGGUGCAGCUGAGCCCGCGCACUCCAGUGAUGGCAGACGCGCAUCCAUGAAGGAGGAGAUGCUGCUGAUGCAGAUCAAUGCCAUAAAGCACGAGGUUGGCUCACUCCCACGUUCGAGUGAUUUGGAGCGACAGCGCGAGCGCACCAUGGCAGAGGUUCACAACAUCUCCAACACCCUGAGCGACCGGAAUCGAGAGUCUUCCGAGCGCUUGCAGAAAGAGCUCGCCGAUGUGACGGAUUCAUUGUGCAACCAGCUGAAGCGCAUCGGAGACGAUGUCUUUUCAAGGCUGGAGAUCCUCGAGCAGCGACCGCAGGCACCGGCUCCUUCGGCGCAGGGGCAGAUACCGCCAGCUGCAGCUGCAGCCGCUGCAGCGUCGCAGCCGCCGCCUGCGUCACAGCCGCAGGUACAGGGCGGCAUUCCGCCCCCACUUCCAAACCCGAUCUCAUCCUCCAGCAUUGCAGCUGAAGACACUGAGGAUCACACCGACGGUUUGCUGAUGUCGGAGCGUCCAGCUGCAGCCAUGGGAGGCGGCUCCCAGGUCGACCUGGCACUGAUGGAUGCCAUCACGGCGCGCCUGGAUGGGCUGGAGAGGCAAGUCCAGGACCUGCGGAAUGAGGUGCGACAACCGCUUGCAGCUGCAGAUGCUGGUCCGACCCCAGCUGUUCGCGAAACUGCGGAACCUUCUUUGGGCAACCAGAGCAGCCCCGUGGGAAACGCACCUGACAGCCAUGACGGACCUGUCAGCGCCGAUCCAAAUGUAGCUUUCAUGACAGCUCCACCAGACUCCGCCGCCACAGCUGCAUCUCCCGAGCCGGCUGCGGUGCCGUUGCAAGGGGACUCGAAUCGCGGCGAUCCCAUCCAAGAUGUGAACGCAAUUAUGUCUGCAGCUGUUGCUGCUGCUACAGAUGCUGCCACUUCAGUGGCAACUCGGGCCAUUGCUGAAGCAGCGCAGGGCGAGCGAGGGGAUUUUGCAUCUCUUCAAGAGGAGAUGCUCAACGUGCGACGAAAGCUGGAGACUCUUGCCCAGAGUGUGUCCGAAGUACCGAGAUCGCAGGAGGCGCAGGUCCAGGAGACACCAGUGCGGGAAGUUGAGCCGACACAGGCACACCCUGAAACGCAAAGCGAAUCCGGAGCUCAAUCCGCUGCUUUGGCGUCUCUACAGGAAAGGUUAACCUCGGUGGAAGCUGCUGUGAAGCAGGUUGAGGGUGUCGUACCGCAGGUCAGGACCGUGCCUAUCCUGGAAGCGAGCAUCCAAACUGUGCAGCAAUCGCUUGAGGUGCUGCGCCAGCAAACACAGCAGCUGUCGCAGCCACCACCACAGCCACAGCCCGCCAGUGAUGCAAAGGCCGUCACUGCCGCCGAAAAGGAGGCUGGUCGCAGCGAGCUGCCGGAGCCAGCACCGGAAGAUGCAAGACACAAGGACACAUUGGCGGUUUCCGACGAGGAUCUCGAAAGACUGAUGGCUCGACUGCAAGAUAUGGAGGAGCUUCAGGAGAAAGCAGAGAAAAGGAUCCAGCAAGUGGAGGGUCGGUUGCGAGAGGUCCGAAGUCGAAGUGGGUCAAUCAGCCUGGACAGGAAGACGCCAGCCAGCCGCAACACAACAUCGAAGACUGCUUCAAAGACAUCUGAGCCGUCUGCUGAUGGAUCCGUCGGUGGCUCCUGGAAGGAUGUUCAGGCCGAGCUGGAACGAUUUCGGAAACUCUUCGAGUUCAUCGAGGGCGUGCUUCCGCAAGAUGCAGCUGAAGCAAUGCGAUUCUUCAAUCGGCGUGAAGCAGGCAAGGAAGAAAUGUCCGGGAUGAUUUCGGAAGUAUUUGGAGCAGAUAUCGAGUUCCAGAAUGCCAAGUCGCAGCUGGAGAGCGACUUCAAAAUGCACACUCGCGAGCUCCGACGAGAGUUCGACAAGCUCACUUUGGCGCUGAAGGGCCUGCAGCGAGAUGUGGACACAUCCGGCAGCAAAGUGGUGGACCUCUCCAGACGGACGUCGCAACUUGAGACGGAGGUCCGAGUGUCACCGGCUAUGGCAAUAUCUUCUAUGGAGGACCCGCAUCAGGAACCGAGUCCACGCGGUCCAGCCGAAGGCAGACGCGACAGCAAGGACAUCCGCGAUAAGGCGCUUCAAGGUAUGUCCCAAGAGCUGCAGCGCGCUAUGCAGGAACUGCGUGAUGAGAUCCGGCAGUGGAUAGAACUGUUCAAGUCCAGUGUGGUGCAAGCCCUCCAAUCGAAGCCUGAUCACGAACAAGUUGCGGAAUUUGUCAAGCAGGUGGUGGGAGCUUCGGCUGGCGAGAAAGUUGCAUUGUUUGCCAAGCGCCAGCUACUAGGCAAAUGUGCAUCUUGCUCGGCCCCCAUCGAUGCUGACUUGCUGCGCGUGAAGAGACCGCAGCCGAUCGGGCUGCAGGAGCACUGGCCUCCCGGAGAGAACCUCGGAGCCAAGGUGGCCAUACGACCCUUAAACGCAGGUGGCGUGAGUCCUAACAGGCUACCAAAGAUCAACGAUGCACGCCACCGUGACAAUCCCAAAGCAAGGGGCAUGAAGUCGAGUGCAUCCACACCUGAACUCCGCAAAGAUCAGGAGUCAUCGGCUGAUGCUGCAUAA